AUGUGGCUGAGACGUGCACGUGACAAGCGGUGCACGGCCACAGGCGAGGGAGUUGGAAAUGGACAUUUCUGCGUACAAAUGUAUGUUAACGAUGACAAUGUCACUCUGCGACUUUCCCAUCUCCCUCUCAUCAAUGCUAGUAAGGGUGGCUACAUUCCUAUGGAGCUUGCAUUCGUCGAGAGCAUGCAGCGCUACCCUUUCAAGCUCAACACAGACCAGACAACUCUGUAUUGA
This is a messenger RNA of Fusarium venenatum, 234 nucleotides long. The record is from RefSeq and is a predicted model, not a curated record. NCBI's taxonomy places the organism in Eukaryota, Fungi, Ascomycota, Sordariomycetes, Hypocreales, Nectriaceae.